AUGGAGAACACAGAUAAUCUCAGUAAUCGUGGAAGCACCCAAAGUUUAACUCAAGAAACCACCCUGACUUCUACCCCUAUAAAAAGUGAUGAUGCCCCCAUUUUGCAUAUAGAGGUUCCAGAAAUUGAUGUAGAAGAAGAUGAAAUAUUAAGUCAGUCUAGUACUGGUGCCGAGAUUCCUUCCAUUCUGAUUACCUCAGAAGCUGAUCCCAUUGAACCUGAAGAUGUGAAAGUUCCUAUAUUAGGAUAUGAUGUUAUGGAAGCAAGGUCUAAAUUUACUAAAAUCUAUAAAACAAAGGGUAGUAAGAGUAAGCAAUCCAUGCCUACCGAGCAUCCAGAAAGAUCUUCCCUAGUAGACAUUGCUGGUAUAAAAGUUCCUAUUGUUGGGUAUGAAAUUAUGGAACAAAGGGAGAGAACUAUUGUGUAUAAAAUAGAAAUUGAGAGAAGUGGUUUUGAUCGUUGGUUUGUGUUCAGAAGAUAUAAUGAUUUUUACCAGCUGAAUGAUAAGUUAAAGAAAAUCUUCCCGAACUUCCGUCUGUCUCUACCACCCAGAAGAUGGUUUAGAAGUAAUUAUGACAGAGAGUUUCUAGAAGAGAGAACACUGGGUUUACAGGCCUUUCUAAAUAAUAUUACUGGACACAAAGAUAUUUGUAACUGUAAAGAAGUACGCGAAUUCUUCUGUUUCGAUGAUCCACCAGGUCCUCAUGAUAGUCUAGAAGAAAGUAGGACUCUAUCCCACUUUAAGACAUCCUGUAUAUCUAUUUGUACGCUCUAUCCCACUUUAGUCAUCCUCCUCUAUCCCACUUUAAAACACCCUGUAUUUCUAUUUGUAGACUCUAUCCACUUGAAGACAUUCUGUACGUCUAUUUAUAGACUCUAUCCCAUUUUAAGACAUCCUGCUCUAUGUGAGAAUUUAGAAGAAACUAUUUAUGUGUUACGGAGAGAACUAGAUGAGAAAACUGAAGAGAUAGAUAUUCUACAUGAUGAAAUACAACUUUAUAAAAGUCAAGUAGAAAUACUUACCAAGGAAUUAAAAGAGAAGAAAAGAGAUUCAUCUUUCGUGGCAAUGUCUCCAAUUUCUAAUCAGAUAUCUCUAGCUGAAUGUGAUCAAGUUACCAGUGGUACAGAAUCAGACCAGUCCUGUAGCUCUAGUGAAGGAAAACUGGGUAAGGAAGAGAGAAGGGUGCAUUUUCCACUGAGUGAACAGGAGGAACCUGAAACGCCCACAGAAACUCCAACAAAAACAUUCACAGAAAUACCCUCAGAAGCGACUACAGAAACGUGA
Molecule: messenger RNA, 1284 nt
Organism: Lottia gigantea (owl limpet)
Lineage: Eukaryota; Metazoa; Mollusca; Gastropoda; Lottiidae
Exons: 11
Coding region: 1-1284 (427 amino acids)
Biological process (GO): endosome to lysosome transport; early endosome to late endosome transport; protein targeting to lysosome
Cellular component (GO): late endosome; extrinsic component of endosome membrane; early endosome
Molecular function (GO): phosphatidylinositol binding
Source: RefSeq, a predicted model, not a curated record